This is a messenger RNA of Sorex fumeus (smoky shrew), 1010 nucleotides long. RefSeq names its product GS homeobox 2 (gene GSX2). Gene Ontology annotation, cellular component: nucleus. Gene Ontology annotation, biological process: regulation of DNA-templated transcription. NCBI's taxonomy places the organism in Eukaryota, Metazoa, Chordata, Mammalia, Eulipotyphla, Soricidae. The record is from RefSeq and is a predicted model, not a curated record. Bases 110 to 1006 code for a protein of 298 amino acids. The transcript has 2 exons. Gene Ontology annotation, molecular function: DNA-binding transcription factor activity, RNA polymerase II-specific; sequence-specific double-stranded DNA binding.
CCAGCCCUCUCCGGGGACCCCUUUGUUUGCCGCGGGACGCCGACACCUCCACGUCCCCGGGGGCUUGACCGCCGCGCCCCGGCCCCCUGCCCGCACCCCCUUCCCGACCAUGUCGCGCUCCUUCUAUGUGGAUUCGCUCAUCAUUAAGGACUCCUCGCGGCCAGCGCCCGCGCUGCCCGAGCCGCACCCCGGGCCGGACUUCUUCAUCCCGCUGGGCGUACCGUCCCCUUUGCUGAUGUCCGUGUCCGGGACCCCCGGCUGCCCGUCCCGCAAGAGCGGCGCCUUCUGCGUGUGCCCGCUGUGCGUCACCUCGCACCUGCACGCCGCUAGGGCGCCCGCGGGCUCGGGCAGCGGAGCGGGUGCGGGCCCGGGGAGCGGGGGUCCCGCGGGGGGCGGGGCGCCGGGGGGCGCAGGGGCCUUGCCCCUACUCAAGGCUCCUUUCCCUUCGGGGCCCGGGGACGCGCCGCUCUGUGCGCGCGUGGGGCACGCGCACCAUCACCACCCCCCGCCGCCGCAUCUCCAUCACCAUCACCACCACCACGCACCCCAGCAGCCCGGCUCGGCGGCGGCGGCGGCCCUGGGGCACCCGCAGCACCACGCACCUGUCUGCGCCGCCACUGCCUACAACGUGGCGGACCCGCGGAGGUUCCACUGCCUCUCCAUGGGGAGCUCCGACGCCAGCCAGGUACCCAACGGCAAAAGGAUGAGGACGGCGUUCACCAGCACGCAGCUCCUGGAGCUGGAGCGAGAGUUCUCUUCCAACAUGUACCUGUCCCGGCUGCGGAGGAUCGAGAUCGCCACUUACCUGAACCUUUCAGAGAAGCAAGUGAAGAUCUGGUUUCAGAAUCGGCGGGUGAAGCACAAGAAGGAAGGCAAAGGCGCGCAGAGGAGCGGUCACUCGGGCUGCAAGUGCGUCGGCAGCCAGGCGCACUACGCGCGCUCUGAGGAUGAGGACUCCUUGUCGCCGGCCUCGACCAACGACGACAAGGAGAUUUCCCCCUUAUGAAGGG